CCAAGAGCUGACGUGUGCAGAAGUCCUUCUUGUUCUGGUCGUUGUUCCCGUCUGAGUACCAGCUCCCCAUUGCCCUGAGGGCGAGCGGGCCUGCAGCAGAGGCAAGAAGGAGGAGGAGAAGGAAAUUGUCCCGGAUCCCUGCAGUCUUUCCGUAGGUUGAGGCACUACACCAGGCUAGAGAAGAGGAAGGAAAUUAACCCCGAUCGGUGAAGGUCGAUUUGAGGGUCUGCUGUAGCAGGUGGCACCACUUGAAGAGAGGGAGGAAGUUUCCUCAGAUCAGUAGAGGUCCGCCUCCAGAAUCAGCUGUUGUGGCCUUGAAGUGGCUGAAGACAGUCAUCCUCCGAAGGCCUGCACCCAGGCCAGGCCCAUAGCCCUCCUCCCCCAGCCUGUGACUACUCUGUUCCUUGGUCCCUGAUAUCGUCAGGGACGAUUGCAUGGGCUACGCCAGGAAAGUAGGCUGGGUGACUGCAGGACUGGUGAUUGGGGCUGGUGCCUGCUAUUGCAUUUAUAGACUGACCAGGGGAAGAAAACAGAACAAGGAGAAAAUGGCUGAGGGCGGGUCUGGGGAUGUGGAUGAUGUUGGGGACUGUCCUGGGGCCAGGUACAAUGACUGGUCUGAUGAUGAUGAUGACAACAGUGAGAACAAAGGUAUAGUAUGGUACCCACCUUGGGCCCGGAUUGGGACUGAGGCUGGGACCAGAGCUAGGGCCAGGGCAAGGGCCAGGGCUACCCGGGCCCGUCGGGCCGUGCAGAAAAGGGCUUCCCCCAAUUCAGAUGAUACUAUUUUGUCCCCCCAAGAAUUGCAAAAAGUUCUUUGCUUGGUUGAGAUGUCUGAAAAGCCUUAUAUUCUCGAAGCAGCUUUAAUUGCCCUGGGUAACAAUGCUGCUUACGCAUUUAACAGAGAUAUUAUUCGUGAUCUGGGUGGUCUCCCAAUUGUUGCAAAGAUUCUCAAUACUCGGGAUCCCAUAGUUAAGGAAAAGGCUUUAAUUGUCCUAAAUAACUUGAGUGUGAAUGCUGAAAAUCAGCGCAGGCUUAAGAUAUACAUGAAUCAAGUGUGUGAUGACACAAUCACUUCUCGCUUGAACUCAUCUGUGCAGCUGGCGGGACUAAGAUUGCUUACGAACAUGACUGUUACUAAUGAGUAUCAGCACAUGCUUGCUAAUUCCAUUUCAGACUUUUUUCGUUUAUUUUCAGCAGGAAAUGAAGAAACCAAAUUUCAGGUUUUGAAACUCCUUUUGAAUUUGGCUGAAAAUCCAGCCAUGACUAGAGAACUGCUCAGGGCCCAAGUACCAUCUUCACUGGGUUCCCUCUUUAAUAAGAAGGAGAACAAAGAGGUGAUUCUUAAACUUCUGGUCAUAUUUGAGAACAUAAAUGACAAUUUUAAAUGGGAGGAAAAUGAACCUACUCAGAAUCAGUUCAGCGAAGGUUCACUUUUUUUCUUUUUGAAAGAAUUUCAAGUGUGUGCUGAUAAGAUUCUGGGGAUAGAAAGCCAUCAUGAUUUUUUGGUGAAAGUAAAAGUUGGAAAAUUCAUGGCCAAACUGGCUGAGCAUAUGUUCCCAAAGAGCCAGGAAUAACUUCUUGAUUUUGUAGUUUAGAAGCAACACACAUUGUAAACUAUUCCUUUUCUCCACCUUGUUUAUAUGGUAAAGGAAUCCUUUCAGCUGCCAAUUUUGAGUAAUGAAUAUCAUAUUGUAUCAUCAACGCUGAUAUUUAUCUGAGUUGGUCUUCAGGUCUAAGUUGGAUGAAUGAAUAUCACUACCUGUUCUGAAAACAAGUUUGUUGCUUUUUAUCUCACUGCCUAGAUUGAAAUAUUUUUACUAUUUCUUCUGCAUAAGUGACAGUGAACCAAUUCGUCAUAAAUAAGCUCCCUCCUGUCAUGGGCAUUGACUUAAUUUGUGUAUCAUCAAUAAAGUUGUGUGUUAAUGCUGGGAAAAAAAGAAAGAAGGAAA
Physeter macrocephalus (sperm whale) is the source of this 1949-nucleotide messenger RNA. RefSeq names its product armadillo repeat containing X-linked 3 (gene ARMCX3). Gene Ontology annotation, cellular component: mitochondrion. NCBI's taxonomy places the organism in Eukaryota, Metazoa, Chordata, Mammalia, Artiodactyla, Physeteridae. Gene Ontology annotation, molecular function: protein binding. The record is from RefSeq and is a predicted model, not a curated record. Bases 435 to 1574 code for a protein of 379 amino acids. The transcript is spliced from 4 exons.